This is a messenger RNA of Caenorhabditis elegans, 2187 nucleotides long. RefSeq names its product BTB domain-containing protein (gene C25A11.2). Bases 1 to 1899 code for a protein of 632 amino acids. The record is from RefSeq and is marked reviewed. Lineage: Eukaryota; Metazoa; Nematoda; Chromadorea; Rhabditida; Rhabditidae. The transcript has 7 exons.
AUGGCCGAUGACCCUCAUGUUCUUGCUUUCCUUGCUAGAGUCCACCAAGGACGUCGGGAUAGAGUAGAGGACCAUCUUCAUGAACAUUUCAUCAGAGAACGCAAUUUACAUCAGAGACCGCAAUUUCCACCACUUCAGCUUGUUCCAGUCCAAGCUGAACACGAGUACGAGCAUCCGUUUCCGCUGGUUGACGUGUUCAAGUUUAGCUUGCAAGGCGACUCCGUGAAAACAGCAUCAUCUUCAUGGCAAGGACUUCAAUGGAAAGUCAAAUGCAGCAUCUACAACUUGCCUGGGGAACUUCUCGCAACGCGAGUCUCGGUUGACUUUUUCAACUUGAUGGACCGGGUAUUCAAGGCCACGGUCAAAUAUGAAAUGAAUGAAAAAUUUGCGGCGGCGAACGAGUUUGCGGAGGUGGUCAUUGACUCAAAUCACAGCACCAUCGUGUUUCCGGAAACGGGCGCUUUUGCUCCCGGAAGGCUGGUAGAUGGAAUGCUUCCCACUGAAAUUGCCGUUAAGAUCAAGUUGGAGCACGCUGAGAUUGUGGACCAAUUCUCCUACAAUAACCAGUCUUGGGUGAUGGGGACAAGAUGGGUCCGUUAUGGAGAUGAAUGUUCAGUCAGAAUGAAUUUUGAUGUACUUAAAAAUCUCAACCCGUGUCAUGAUAAAUUCUUCGACGACCUCCGUGAACAAGUUUUGAGUCCCAAGGAGGCGAGAGCGUUUUUUGACUUCGCCAGUGCCAUCUUCAAUCGGUCAUUCAUGGGACUGGAUCUCUUCCACGAAUCGGUGCGCAAUGGUCUCAAAUUUGGCUUUACAACCAACUGGGACUCUCUGAACACAGUAGAUUCGGAGUUUGACUUCAACUCUCGGACUGCCUUUCCCGGAUAUCAGAAUGUGCUUUACGAGCAACCGUCUGAACUGACGUCUAUCAGUAAUAGAGAAACAGCUGGAAUGUGCCAAAUUUUCAAGCUGAAUCUCGAUCCAUCCGAUGUUACUACUCGAUUCCAAGUCGCUAGUAUGAAUAACGUGAAAUCGCAUACUUCGCAAUUCACUUUUUAUCUGGAAAACAGUCCAAAUGGUUAUCUUCUCAUUGCUGGUGGAUGUUUCCAAAUGGAGAGCAGACAACUAGUCAAUCUGAAGCUUACACUUUUUGACAGUGGAGUUAGUUGCAGAAAUAUUCAAACAUUCCGCAUUCUGCACAAGGAGCAGUCAACAAUUAAGGUUGUUAUCGCACUUCUCGAUGAUGACAAGAUGGAAAAGAUGUCGCGAGGAAAAUUGCUCCUCAACUUCCAAAUGCAUAUGAAUGGUACUAUUUCAAAUGUUGUACGCAAUUUUGAAGAUCAAACCAAGAGAAUCGGUGAUUUUGCCAUGCCUGGUCUAGUCACAGGUUAUAUAAAUUGUCGUGAUAAGAAAAGGAUCGGCGUAUGCAAGGAGCAUCUAGCUAACAAUAGUGAACACUUGAACAUGCUCUUUUUCAACACAGUCUUUGAAGAUUGCGGGAAAAACGAAAUUACCGUCAACGAGGAUUCUGAUAUUGUUCUUGAUGCUCUUGAUAUCAUUUAUCAUCGCUCCCUCGCAAUCUUCCCAGCUCAGAUCAAUCGCGUUCUGGAUUUGGCAGGAUACUGGCUUUCAGCCACAAUGCAUCGUUUCAUGGAGAUUGCCAUUCUGCAUUCUACCCAUAUCUCCGAUAGUGCAAAGCUCGAGUUAGCCGCUGAGCAUCAUUUUGAUAUCAUUAAGUACGUUGCCCGUCAUCCGCGCUAUGCCUCUACUUACCAUCUCUCGCUAACGGAUGAGGAAAUCAUGCAAGUUCGUAUCCCAGCCGACAACGAGGUUGAUGGAGGGACUGGUGGUAGACCACGACGCGUCGAAGAUUUAAUGGAUUUGGAGGAGCAGCAGGAAUAGUUAGACUCGUAUCACCUUCACCCAGAAACAAUACCAUGAUUAUUAUUUUGCCAUACUUUUAUAUUGGCAUUUGUUUUAUUUAUUUCUAAUGUAAAAUCAAUUGCAUAUUAUCCAUUUCAUAUUUUUGGAGUUAAUCAAAUACGUUUAAAUUUAUCAUACAUGCCGGUUUCUAAACAUUGCUACAUACCCAUUCCUAAGAAAAUCUUGUCAGCUUUAUCCCCAAACUCGUCAUCAAUUUUUAUAUUAUUUUAUUUAAAUCAUCUCUUUAUAUGAAGUAGUACACCCGAA